GGUGGAUGGAUGACUGGAGUUUCCCUUGCGGUCUAAAGAUUAAUGGAAAGGCUCUGUUGAUUUGGGGAACUGUCCCUUAGACGGUCGGCUCCGCAUUCGGCCUGGCUGGAUUCGAAGCGUGCGUGGAUGAGAAAGAAAAGAGUGGACGGAACGAGGAAUUAACCUGGAUACCGUAUUUGUUUCUGCACAGAAAAAAAAGAAGAAAGGGCCUGCCCACACACACAGUGGCUGGUUUGACAAGGCCAGUGUGCGACUACUGGGGACGCUAACAGGCUAACAGCUAGUCAAAAACUGGGGGAGCGAAAAGCGCCUGCCGACUAUUCUUUGUAUGACCCUGGACUACCUUUGGAUACGUUACUUCAACUGAAUAGCUUCAAAACCUCCAAUCGAGUGCUGUUUUGAAAAUUUAAUAUUUGACAAGCAACCCGAGCUAACACCCACUUAGCCGUGCCUGCUAGCGUGCUAACCUUAGCCAACUGUAGCACAAGGCUCGGUUUUAAAAGUUGUCCGUGAAAACAGUGGUCGUCAGAAAGACGGGGAAUAUUUCACGAGCCGUUUGUCGAGAAUGAUAACGGUCAGGUAGUGGGCAACCGGACAGCUUCAUCGAGCACUGUUACUCGGCGUGAUCGUCAAGCCAACCCAAGUCGCUACAGAACCUCCAGGAGUCCGCUUGACAGGCUGCCAUCAUGGGCAACACGCCCACCGCGAAGAAAGGCAAUGAGAUGGAGAGUGUGAAGGAGUUCCUUGCCAAAGCCAAAGAAGAUUUCCUCAAGAAAUGGGAGAAUCCAGCACAGCAAACGGCAGGAUUGGACCACUUUGAGCGUCUCAAGACUUUAGGCACCGGCUCCUUUGGCAGAGUCAUGCUGGUUAAGCACAAAGAGUCGGGCCAGCACUUUGCCAUGAAGAUACUUGACAAACAAAAGGUGGUGAAGCUGAAGCAGAUCGAGCACACGCUGAAUGAGAAGCGCAUCCUGCAGGCGGUUAACUUUCCCUUCCUUGUGCGACUCGAGCACUCUUUUAAGGACAACAGCAAUCUCUACAUGAUAAUGGAGUACGUGCCCGGAGGCGAAAUGUUCUCCCACUUGAGGAGAAUCGGCAGAUUCAGUGAACCACACGCCCGCUUCUAUGCGGCGCAGAUUGUACUGACCUUCGAGUACCUUCACUCGCUGGACCUCAUUUACAGAGACCUGAAACCAGAGAACCUUCUCAUUGACCAGCAGGGUUACAUCCAGGUUACAGAUUUCGGCUUUGCGAAAAGAGUGAAAGGCCGAACCUGGACACUUUGCGGAACCCCCGAGUACCUGGCACCGGAGAUCAUCCUCAGUAAAGGCUACAAUAAAGCUGUCGACUGGUGGGCUUUGGGAGUGCUCAUAUACGAGAUGGCCGCUGGCUACCCUCCCUUCUUUGCAGACCAACCCAUCCAAAUAUAUGAGAAGAUUGUAUCAGGGAAGGUUCGCUUCCCCUCGCAUUUCAGCUCGGACCUGAAGGACAUGUUGAGAAAUCUGCUGCAGGUGGACCUCACCAAGCGCUUUGGAAACCUCAGGAACGGAGUCAAUGACAUCAAGGGCCACAAGUGGUUUGCCACCACUGACUGGAUCGCCAUCUACCAGAGGAAGGUGGAAGCGCCAUUCAUCCCCAAGUGCAGAGGCCCCGGCGACACCAGCAACUUUGACGACUACGACGAGGAGGAGAUCCGAGUGUCCAUCACGGAGAAGUGCAUCAAGGAGUUUGCCGAGUUCUAGGUUCCCAUUUAAUGCGUUGCCAGAGUUGGGCUUGUGGGGGUGGGACGCGCGGAUUGGGCGGACUGCUUGUUCGUAAACCCCCCCCCCCCUUCCUUCCCCAAUCCUUCGUCUCCAGACGGGAGACGCGGGUCAAGCAGCAAGGAGAGAGCCACCACAACCAGCAGUGUUGCCUUUUUCUCAUUUCUAAUGCCAACUGUUACCUGUUCAUCCCUAAGCGUGUUUCGUCGUGGCCGGGUUGUCAUCAGGAGUCGUUAAGGUACCAAAUCUGCUUGUCCCCCCCCCCCCCCCCCCCUCGUUCUCUGAGCGGCGACUUGAUUGUCUCGUUAACCCGCCGCCCCCACAAUCGCGCACCCACCCACUCCAAAAGCGUCCAAGCAAUACCGAGUCCAACAGAUGUGCCUAUCGCCAUGCCAACCGGUUAGAGCACUGUCAGACAAAUAGCCUCCACGUAAAGCUUUAGAGUCAGAAAAGAUUUAUCACCAACUACGCAUUUCUUUUUUGUUUCUCACAUCCGUCUUUACUGCAUCUUCUUUUUUAAUCCUACUGGUGAUCUCAUUUUUUUUAUAUUGAUCUGUGCUUGUCUUUAUUUGGUGUUUAACAUUUGGAUUAAACACUUUGGUUAUUUAAAUUCCUUACAAUACGUGUAUAUUGAUUAUAUACACUGGAUAUAAAAAGUCUGCACACCCCUGGUGAAUCGAAUUUGGGGUUAAUCAGAAGUGUGUGUUGACUCCCAUUUAACUUUUUUUGAAUGAGAUUAAUUCUGAGCACAUCCUUGGAAGUAGGGGGUGUGUAGACUUUUUCUAUCCACUGUAUAUAGAGAGGCACUCAAAAGGAUUCAACCCCCAAAUUGUAAACAGAAUGAACCAACAUUUCCAUGAAAACGUUACAUUGACCGUCUAGUGAACAUUUGUCCGUUUGCAAAUAAAUGUGCUUCACAAUGAGCGGCACGGUGGGAAAGUGGUUACCUCUGAGGUUCAUGUUCAAAACUCCGCUUACUCCAACUUACUCCGACAUUCCACAAAUAUUCCGCGAAGACUCGAUGGAUGCGCUUUACAACAGGGCUUUGAAUGCUUGUGAGAGCAAGCCUAAAUGAUGGGGAACAUUUUUCAACAUUGACUCUCAUAGCUGUGACAUCCACUUUGCCCCAUUUGACAAAACUCAAAGCAUUGCAAGGUUUUCUGUAAGGAUAAAAAAAAAAAAAAAAAGGGUAGCAAAUAUGUUCAGAGAAUUGUGCCUGUGUGUGUAUGUAUUUUUUAUUGCUCCAAAAUAUGUAACCGACCCUGAAAUGCUGGUAACAUUUGCUCAAUUGAAUCUGGCUCUCGGAGGACUUGACAAAACCUAAAAUGGCCGCCGAUCAGAAAGAUUUUCCGCAGUGUCCAAUCGUUAUUUGAAUUUUGGAUGCAAGACAAUCGCAGACCAGUGCUGAUCCCUGGUUUGUUGAUUUGUGAAGCUUGUACCCUUACCGUCCUCCCUCACACGCCGUGCGAGGCCCGAGGUGCUAGACUCGUCCGUGUUUCUUUCUUUCCAUGCGUGUGCAUUGCUUUGGACUAGCGUCGCUCCAUUUUGUGACAUAACUGUUUUGUUUGUUUUCUUAAAUGAAUGUGAUCGGUUUCAAUGCAGGCUGUCGUCAGUUAAUGGCCUCGUAAUGUAACGGAGCUCAAACGCUGGACGAAAUUCAUUACGAAUGCCCCCGACAUGUCUGAUGGUUUCAAAUGCUGUUCAGAAAAUAUGAUGUUUUGAUGUUGUUGGGUUUUUUUUUAGGUCGCGGUAAUCCGGUGAGCUUUUCUCUCUCUCUCUCUCCUAUUUAGUAAAGCUACGUUGACGAGCUUACUUACACAUUCAAUACAUGAUGUUGUCACAAAAAGCGUGGAUCUUGACCCAAAUUAUUUUUUCCAAUACAGUGGAACCUCCAAAGUCCAAAUUGUCAUUUCAAAGCCCCCCUCUUACCCCCCCAACAAGGUCUUGUCUACAUGCAUUGUUAGCCUCAUAGCAUAGUUGCCAAACUUUAAAAGAAAAAAAAAAAGCACAACAAAUUUCAACCAGCGAGGUACUCCAUUGCCUCAGCUUAACUUUAGCAGAUUACCCAUGACCAGAAUGACCAAGAAAGAAAAACGAUUCCACUCAUUUUUAAUACUGUGACAGCGAGUUCAAAAUGAAAUAACGCUAAUGACCUUGUGCUGAGCUGACGACUUACUUUGCCACAGUGAGUUUCAUUUCCAAAUUUGCAACGCUAUUGUUAUAUUUUUUGUCACGAGUGCCCCUUAUUUGGGACAUUGGACUUUGGGGGUCCCCACUCAUGUGAAGACACUGUAUGUAUGUACCGCAUUGAAGAGAGCACAUGUAAUAUGUUAAGACGAAAAGGCAACAAUCCACCUUCCGGGUUGAUGCUUUUAUAUUGUUGCGUGCCACAUGCCUCUAUUGUUAUUAUUGUAUAUCAGAUGAACACUAAAUAAUAAGUGAACAGAAUACUUUUCUCUGGUUGUUUGCCUUCAAAUUAACAUAAACAUAAACUUUCCAUGUUCAAACAUAACUCUUUUUACAUCCAACAUGUUUUAGGUUCAUAUUUUCUAAUUGUAUUUUCAAAAAAAAAAAA
Molecule: messenger RNA, 4335 nt
Organism: Syngnathus acus (greater pipefish)
Lineage: Eukaryota; Metazoa; Chordata; Actinopteri; Syngnathiformes; Syngnathidae
Gene: prkacaa
Product: protein kinase, cAMP-dependent, catalytic, alpha, genome duplicate a
Exons: 10
Coding region: 687-1742 (351 amino acids)
Biological process (GO): peptidyl-serine phosphorylation
Cellular component (GO): nucleus; cAMP-dependent protein kinase complex
Molecular function (GO): protein kinase A regulatory subunit binding; ATP binding; cAMP-dependent protein kinase activity
Source: RefSeq, a predicted model, not a curated record